Paramuricea clavata is the source of this 174-nucleotide messenger RNA. The record is from the annotation of a GenBank genome assembly. NCBI's taxonomy places the organism in Eukaryota, Metazoa, Cnidaria, Anthozoa, Malacalcyonacea, Plexauridae.
AUGUUGGUAACGGAAAUGAAAUUUUCUGUUGAGCGUGAGUGGAUCAAGUCUGUUCGAUCUGCCGAGAAUAAGCCAAAUUAUGGCAUGGAGAAUAUUGCGAAUAAGACGGAUUGUUGGGGGAAGUCGUUGGCAAUAAACUGGAGCUUGUUGGGCCAUUGCCUGAUGGCCAUUUGA